CCUGAUUUUUGCACUGUGCCUGCCAAUCUUCAGCUGUGUAACUGUAUCUCUUCUUCUUCUUCGCUCGCGCCUCACCCCCGGAGCCGGAGACGGACUGAGAAGAUGCCUGCGAAUGCUGCGCUGCCGGCGCCGGCGAGAGCCGGAGCUUCCGUCGCCUGCGCUCCCGACCGCCGGUUCGGCGUCUGCGGCCACCGCUACGUUCCCCCUCUCCUCCGCCUCCCCCGCCGACCCUCUGCCAUCCGCGCCGUCGGCGCCCGGUCGUGGCCGCCCAUCUCGGACGGCGGGAGGCGGCUCGGUCUCGCGGCUCGCAAGCUCGCGUUCGUCGCGAGAGCGGCCGAUUCCACUCAGCCCGCGUCCGCCGGCAAGGCGAUUAUCCCCGACGAUGAGUUCUCUCUGGCCAAGGUUUCGUUCGGUGUUAUUGGAUUGGGAGUUGGAGUUUCGCUUCUGUCUUAUGGAUUCGGUGCAUAUUUCAAUAUCCUCCCUGGUUCUGAAUGGUCUGCUUUGAUGCUGACAUAUGGUUUCCCUCUGGCGAUUAUCGGUAUGGCCUUGAAGUAUGCGGAGCUCAAACCAGUACCAUGCUUGACCUAUACAGAUGCUCAAAUGUUGAGGGAGAACUGUGCCACCCCAAUCUUAAAGCAGGUUAGAAGUGAUGUCAUUAGAUAUCGGUAUGGGGAUGAGCAGCAUUUGGAUGAGGCAUUGAAGCGAAUCUUCCAGUAUGGCCAGGGUGGUGGAAUCCCACGAAGGAGUGCGCCUGUUCUAAAGAUGAUCCGCGAAGAAGUCACUGAGGAAGGAAAGUACUGCUUGGUUUUGGUAUUCGAGGCAAAAGCAUUGCAGCUGUCUGAUUUUGAGCAAAGACAGGCGAAGUUUGCUUCGUUCUUUGGCCCUGGCAUUUCAGCUGAAGUAGCAAAGGGAGAGCAGGAUCUCUAUGAAGUGAGACUCAUCUCCAACGCAACCCUGGAUGCAUCGUCUUGAUGGAGGAAGCACGCUAACGCGUUCUUUUUCUCCCUCCUGGCACUCCGGCGCCCCCAACAGAACUUCACAGAGAGUUUCUUGGAGCGAGAUUCUCUCUAGUGCAUCUUCAUUGCCGAUGGCACUGUAACUGGACGACCGCCACUCAAAUGGGUACAUAAUCAUAUGACCGAUAUACAAAUUGUCAUUUCGCGUUCUAUUUUGGGAAUACUUUAGGAAUACUUACAUAUCGAUAUAUCAAUUGUCGACA
Eucalyptus grandis is the source of this 1219-nucleotide messenger RNA. Its product is annotated as thylakoid membrane protein slr0575. Bases 103 to 972 code for a protein of 289 amino acids. The record is from RefSeq and is a predicted model, not a curated record. The transcript has 9 exons. Lineage: Eukaryota; Viridiplantae; Streptophyta; Magnoliopsida; Myrtales; Myrtaceae.